Messenger RNA from Thunnus maccoyii (southern bluefin tuna), 4153 nucleotides. Its product is annotated as integrin alpha-D. Lineage: Eukaryota; Metazoa; Chordata; Actinopteri; Scombriformes; Scombridae. The transcript has 31 exons. Gene Ontology annotation, biological process: cell-cell adhesion; cell adhesion mediated by integrin; integrin-mediated signaling pathway. The record is from RefSeq and is a predicted model, not a curated record. Gene Ontology annotation, molecular function: integrin binding. Gene Ontology annotation, cellular component: integrin complex; external side of plasma membrane. Bases 13 to 3627 code for a protein of 1204 amino acids.
GUGAUGUGAAAGAUGUAUGGGCAGCGCCGCAUCUUCCUGCUCACCUAUAUGGUGGCUGUUGCCAUCCCCGUUUCUUUGGCUUUCAACAUUGAUGUUACAAAUCCUGAUGUCUAUACUGGUGAACAGAAAGAUUUCUUUGGAUACAAAGUGCUUCAGUACAAUAAUAGCAAGAGCAAAGGGAUAAUUGUCACUGCACCUCUGCAGCUAAAUGGAUCUGGCGCAAUAUGCAAACCCAACCAUGAACAAACCAACAAGUGCUUCAACCCUGAAGAAAUUCAUCUCAAAAACCAAAUAGCACCAGUCAAGCACCUUGGACUGUCGAUAGCAAUGGACUACACAGGCUCCGAAUUCACUGUUUGCAGUCCAAGUGUAGCUCAUGAAUGUGAUGGGAACACCUAUCUGAACAGUAUGUGCUACAAGAUCACAGAUGAACUUAAGAAUAUCUCCUCUUUCAAAUCUGGUUUCCAAGAAUGCACAAAAAAAAUAGUGGACCUUGUGUUUUUAUUUGAUGGAUCUCAGAGUAUGACCACUCUUGAAUUUAACAAAAAUAAAGAGUUCAUAGUGGAUAUAAUGAAAAGUCUUAAGAACUCAUCAAUCAAGUUUGCAGCAGUUCAGUUCAGCCAAAUUACCAACAAAGUUUUUGACUUCAAUGACUAUGAAGCUGGUAACGCUCUCAAAAAACUUGAUCGGGAAGGUCAUAUGAAGAGUCUCACCAACACACACAAAGCCCUCAAAUUUGUGUUGGAAGACAUCCUUGAAAACUCAAGUGCAGGCGCCUCUUCUGAUGCAACCAAAGUUCUGGUACUAAUCACAGAUGGAGAUCCCAGUGAUAGUGACAAAGACAACCUUAUCAAAACCUAUGAUGAAAAAAGCAUCAUUCGAUUUGUCAUUGGGGUCAAAGAUGUAAAACUGGAUAAAAUUAAGACCUUUGCUUCAGACCCAAAAGAAAAAAAUGCCUUCAAAAUAGAGAACUAUGACGGACUCAAGGGAAUAUUGGAACACUUUCAAAAAAAGAUCUUUCAAAUGGAAGGCUCCAAAGUGUCUCGGGCAGGAAAGAUGACUGAAGAAAUGUCCCAGAGUGGAUUCAGUGCUGUCUUCUACAAAGAUACUUUGAUUCUGGGUGCAGUGGGAUCAAACAGCUGGAGGGGUUCUCUACAGGAAUAUCAUGGACAAACUAUUACAGAUCAAGACAUGCAGAUGGACUCCUACAUGGGAUAUUCUGUUUCUGUUGGAGAGAAGAACAACGCUGCUCUAUAUUUCACGGGUGCACCAAGAUAUGAGCACAAAGGACAGGUCGUAAUUUUCAAACACAAUGAUCCAAUCCAAAGAAUAAAUGGGAGCCAGAUUGGUUCCUACUUUGGUGCAGAGCUGUGCUCAGUAGAUAUCAACUCAGACGGUAACACUGAUUUCCUGCUGGUGGGAGCUCCACUGUUCUACAACCCUCAGGAGAAGACAGAAGGACAGAUUUACAUCUACGCACUGACGAAUGAGAUGCAAUUGAAAAUGGAGCUGACUGUGACUGCACCCUCCAAGGGUAGAUUUGGCACCACUAUAUCCAGUCUCGCAGAUCUGAAUGGAGAUAGACUCCGAGACGUUGCUGUUGGAGCGCCCCUUGAGGAUGAAAACAGGGGAGCUGUGUACAUCUACCUGGGUGACAGACACAGAGGGAUACACAGCACUUUCAGCCAGAGAAUCACGGGACGGGAAUUCAGACCUGAGUUGAGAUUCUUUGGACAGGCCAUUGAUGGGGACAUCGACCUUGGAAAGGAUGGACUCCCAGAUAUUGUGGUUGGAUCACAUGGCAAGGCCGUUGUCUUAAGGUCCAGGCCCGUCUUUAAUGUCAUAGCUCAUCUGUCUUUUCAGCCUGAGGAGAUAAACACUGAGAAUAUUGACUGCGUGAGCGACACAAAUACGAAUUUACCGAUGGUUACAUUAACAGCCUGCUUUGAAAUGGAAGAGACAACAGAAAGCAAAGCGGACGCAAUGAGCCACAGCCUGAACAUUUCCUGCAUGCUUGAUGUGGAUCCGACGAGACAAACAUAUCGAGGUUUCUUCAGUGAAACUGACAGGAAAGCCAGGAAUCUUACCUCCACCUACAAGCUGACAGAUAGAAGGACCUGCUUCAACUAUUCCAUCUACAUGCCAAAAUGUGUGAAAGACACAUUAUCACCUAUCAGCAUCAAAUUAAACUUUUCACAAGUUGACAGUGAGAGAGCGAGUGCUGUCCUGAACGUGGACAGCAAAAGGCAGGCUGCUGUUGAGGUUCCCUUUCAAAAGGAAUGUGGAGCAAAUGACACCUGUAUUGCUGAGCUUGAGGUGGACUUCAACUUCACGACCCCAACAUUAUUUGUGGCAGAAGAUAACAACUUAAUCAUGUAUGUAAACCUGAUAAAUCAUGGCGAUGACUCGUACAACACCAGCCUCACAAUGCAUUAUCCUCCAGGACUCUCCUACUCUCUGAUGACUGUUGAACAGAAUUCGAGACCAACGCUCCACAAAUGUGACGAUCUAGAAGGAAUACUUGACAAAACUGUGUGUGGUGUCAACCUUCCUGUGUAUCGCAGCAGAUCAUCUGUGAUAUUUAAAGCUUCUUUCCGCAUCGCUGAUCCCACUCAGUAUGAGUGGAAUGACACAAUGUCGAUGACUGUUACUGGAAAAAGUGAAAAUUCAAACUCCACCAAAGCUUCCAUGACCAAAAGCCUCACAGUGCAAUAUGAAGUUAAAAUGGCAGUAACAGUGAAAGAAGAGACCAUCAGGUAUAUGAACUUUACAGUAGAGGAUACUAAACCUAAAGAACUGGUUACUAAAUUUCAGGUGGAUAAUCCUGGUUUGAAGGCUUUUCCUGUCAAUGUGUCCCUGUUGUUCCCAACUGAACUGGAACAUGACUUUGAAACGAUGAACUAUCAAGUCACUGUCCAGCAGAACAAGACUCAAUGCACACGCAUUAAUAACGCAAGUUCUGAAUACUGCUUGCCAGAAAAACACUGCAAAAUCAUAGAGUGUGACACUUUCAUCCUGGACAAAGAAUCAGCCACUGAGUUUACAUUGUCUGCAAACGUACAAUUUAGGAACCUCAAAGACUAUGCAGCGAAUAUUGCUUUUGUGAAACGAUAUACUGGAGACCAUGCAGAGGUUAGAUUUAAAAGCUUUGUAAAGGUUAGCUUUGACGACAAACAAUAUGUGCUGGGUUCUCUCAAACAAGAGAGUAAAAAUGGUGGUAAAACGAAGUCUAGUGUAACUGGCUUGAACAACAGGAACGAUCCGCGAGAAAAAUUGGCUGAGGUUCAGAUUGAGUUCAUACUUUUGCCGGAUAAACAACUGAUAAUUUUUACUGGAGUUGGAGUGGGAUUGUUGCUCCUGAUCAUAUUGACAAUCAUCUUAUUUAAGCUGGGGUGCUUCAAGAGGAAAAAGCUCCCAUAUGAUCAAUAUGAGGAGGAAGAAAUUGACUACCCCAAAGAGUUAGUCAGCCAAUCAGAGAUUGAUGGCAAAUCGAACCAACAUGAGUACGAAGGGCUUCUUGUUCAAGAUGAGGCAAAUGGCAACACCCCAACAGAUGAUACAAAGGAGAAACAGCUUCUUGUUCAUGUUGAGGCAAAUAACAGCACCCAACCAGAUGAUACCAUCUAAACCAGAUGAUGAUACAGACCAGGAAGACCUUCUUGUUCACUUUGAGCUUCAAGUUAGAAAGCAUACAGCAUGAGCAAAGGAUCAUUUUUAGUGAGCAACAUUGUUAAGGGAACAGUUAGUUAGGUAGGUGGUAACUUCAUUGUCCACAUUGCGGAAAAUUAUCUUUGGUUUCACCACAUAGCGCUAUGAUAUCGUAUGCAAUAGUUGUAGCAAAUGCCACAUUAAUAAAACAUCAAAGACCCUGGACAAGAGAUUGAAUGAACACUGGUAACAUCAGCUGUCUGUGAACACAAUCGCAGCAUGGACUGGGAAAAUAUCAAGGUCAUCGACCAGGAGUCAGUGGACGACUAAAGAAAAAUCAAAGUGGCCGUCACAUCAGACUCCAGGGAACUUUAAAGUUCAACUGAAAUCCCAUUUAAUCAUCCCUCUUUUCAGUCAAAACUGAUGUCAGUAUGUGUUUAAAUGUAUAGUUAAUAGCUUUGUAUUUUUAAGAGAAGAAAAAAGGUGUUUGGGAAAAUAUCAGAAA